AUGACUACCGUUCUAGGAUCUCUGGCAGCUAGGAGGACGCAAGAUGCUGAUGGCAGCAGCAGCCUCAACUACAAUAGGAAAAAGAAGCAAUCGGUUCCAUCUGAUGUAUUUGGCAAAGUAGACAUCCAAGAGGAAGCUAAAACUCUAGGUAUAGGUGAUCAGGACAAUAUCAGUGCAGAAGUUACAGAUACUAUCUGGGCCCUUUUUGAUAAUCUUGAUGGCAUGCCAAGAUAUUAUGCUAAAAUAAAAGGUUUUGAUGCCUCCAACUUUAAAGUUCAUCUCACUUGGCUGCAGCGCAUUGCAAUGAAUGAAGCAGAGGAGAAAUGGUCUGAUGAAGAAUUGCCCGUUGCUUGUGGAAGCUAUAGCUUAGGAACAACAGAUAUAUCGCAAGACAGACUCAUGCUUUCACAUAUUGUUUCAUGGAAGGCAAACGGAGGAAAUAUGAAGUACAUCCCAGUAAGGGUGAGGGACAAAUUCCCGUGUCCCAUCCGCCGCCGCCGCACACCACUUGGUCUCCUCCUCUCUCAUUUUCCCCACCGAGCCAAUCCCCUCCAUCUCGCAUCAGCGCCGCCACCUGUUGUCUUCUACCUCGGGAUUCCCAGAUGCAGCCAGCCAUCGGAGCCAUGCCCCGUGCCCGGCAGCACCCAUGCGCCCGAGCCUCGCUCGAUCCACGAUGCUGGAGCCCCCGCUUUCGCCACAUCCGGCGAGCUCUGUCUGAGCGCCCCCGGCCUCCUUCGUGCUCGCCACGGUCGGUUCGAAAUCGACCCCCAACCCCGCGUACGAGGAGCUCCUCCAGCUGCAGUGCCGUCUCAAGCAUGGAGCAGGAGCAGCAGCAUCCGACGCCCAUGGAAGCCGCGCCGCAGGGAACCAGCUGCGCUAAGAGCUCCCCCUUCCCCUGCGCGUCUGGUCGCGUCCGCCCGCGCGAGCCCGCUGCUCUGCACCGGUGUAGCGCGCAGGGACGUCUCCUUCUGCAGCAAGCGAGCCCACCUCGAGUUCCCUCAUGUGCGUCGUUCUGAACAUUCAUGCAUGAGCCCCGCAGCCCCGCCGCCUCGUGCCCUCGCCGGAGGUCGGAAUCGGUGACCCCGCGUCGCCAGAAGCCGCUCCAGGCCAGAACCUCUCCCGUUCCCCUCUCCUUCCUGCUCUCCUUCCCCCUCAUGUUGAUUCCCGCUCUCUCUCUCUUAUAUUUUUUUCUCUGAACUUAUCUGAACCAGGAGCAGCAGCCAUGGGAACCCCUGGGCCCGAGUCUAGCUCGUCGUCGCGUGGAAUCGGGUCCCUGCGGACGGAUCCGUGACCCAACGCCCAUCCCCAAACCUCCGCCUUGCUGGUACCUUCAGCGCCGAAGCCCAAGCACUGAUGGUAGCCUUUAUCCCCGUCGGUUUCGUGUGUCUGCUAGUUCCGCAAGCGUGUCGGAUUGUGAGGACCCGUUCGACU
Molecule: messenger RNA, 1431 nt
Organism: Hordeum vulgare subsp. vulgare (domesticated barley)
Lineage: Eukaryota; Viridiplantae; Streptophyta; Magnoliopsida; Poales; Poaceae
Exons: 6
Coding region: 1-1080 (359 amino acids)
Source: RefSeq, a predicted model, not a curated record